UCGUACUUAAAUGGUGUUUUUACCCAACUAAUUGGUCAUUUUAAUUUGUGAAUUGAAGAAAAUAUAACCUACCAAGAUGGCAAGAACUAAACAUUUAUAAUAUUUCUCUUAGAAAUGCAGUGUUAAUGUGAAUAAAAUUGUGAAUUAAAGUAUCGAUUAGUGUAUGAAAAAAAUAUAACAUCAAGAUUUUUUUCCUUAACAUACAGUUAAAAGCCAUCAGUAUCUACUGAAGUAACGUACGAAAAAAAAAAUAUUUUGUGUACUUUUUUUUACGAACGCGAGUGUGUGUGAUCAUAGAGCAGAGCGUAUUCGCAACGUUCUCUUACACAAUAUUAAUAUUAUUGUCGAUUUGUUAUGAAAAUAAAUAUAGUUACAUGUGUCUUUAUAAAUGUUGGGAGUUGAUAUUAUUUUAAAUAAAAUACAAAGUUGAAGUACAAGGAAGCAACUACGAGAGAGAACAAGAAUAAUAAUAAAUAAAGAUAAAAAAAGACUGAAAAACUCUUGCAAAAAAAAAUUAAUCUCGAAAGCCAACAAGCACAAAGCAAAUAUUUCACUUUUCUCUUGGCAUUAAAUGGCAACCGCUUCACUCAAUAGAACAAGAUAUCGACGUAGAUUGGCUGCGAUAUCUUUCCUUUCGAAUAUUUCCCUAGACGGAACUCACGCGGAUACACGUUACGGCAGUUGCGGUGGCAAACAGUGCCAUACCAACUUGAACAAUAAUGCAUGCAAAGUGCGAAAUAACAAUAAUGACAGUGACUGCAGCCAAGGAGGCGGCGGCAUCGGCGGUCUUAUGGACAAGGAUGCCGAUGACUGCACGACAGAUGGCGAAACGUCAGGCAAUUUUACCAAAAUCAUACAGAACCCUUCUAUGACCAGAACACCGCAACCGGGACGCGCAAAAUGUAAUGGUCAGAAGCAUAAACGCCAGCUGGGACGUAGUCCAGACUAUUCGGGAGCCGAUAGCUCGGAUUCCGAUAGUGCUAUGGUCCAGUUGAGGUCGCGUUUUAAGGCGCCACUGAAGGAGAGGAAUGAAGCUGCAAGUUUGGAAGCACUCAGUUCCUCCACGGAAAAGCGUCAUCGAUUGAACUCCGGGUCUCUUCGUACGAACCCGGUGGCAAAACGUGCAUUAAUUAUGGGCAGCACGCCAGACGAGAAGAAAGGCGACUAUUUCCCCAAUAGCUCGACGGAAAGUUUAUUAAUGUCGCGCCAAGUUGGUCGCAAUGUCUCGAUCAACGACACCAAGGAGAUCCGUUUCGUCAAGCCAAACACGAACAAUUUCAACUUUAAAGACGAUCGCAUUGUGGUCCUUUCGCAAAAGUCUCCUUUUAUGAUUUUUUCCGUGCUGCCCUACCACAAAGGCAAAAAUGCCCGGACUGAAAUGCGUCAAGCGCAGGGACAGCGUCGUCGAAAUAUCUCCGGAAAUCGUCCGUUGUCGUCGAUUAACGAUCAACCCUUUGACGCCUUUAAUUUGCUCGGCAUUGAGCGACCUGUGGAACAAGGUUUGGAAUUGUCAUACGGGCAUCUACUCACCCCAUCCCGUUUCUACCAGAAGGAGAAGAAGCAACAACAACAACAUCAAACCAUUGAAACGAUCGAUGCGGUUGUCGGUACGCCAAACAUCAAAUGUUACGGACAAUCGCGCCAAAUGUACAACGCAGAUGCAGGACGUCAUCUCACCGCAAGUCCGGCACCGAUUUACGAGUUGAAACAACUGGAAAUCGAUGAUGCCGCUAUGAUGACGCAACUUUCGAGUGUUCCAUAUUCCGCGAAUUUGUUGGAUGACCCGGAGUUGAUUGCCGGCAAACAUCGCACAAUGCUGACUUUUCAGUCGUACAUGACGUCGAUCAUCGAUUACGUGCGCCCGAGCGACUUGAAGAAGGAAUUGAAUGACAAGUUCAAGGAGAAAUUCCCGCACAUUCAGUUGACUUUGAGCAAAUUACGAAGUUUAAAACGUGAAAUGCGACGCAUCAAUAAAUUGGAUUCGCGUAUCGAUCUGCUUACGGUUGCCACGGCCUACGUUUACUUUGAAAAACUCAUUCUGGCCAACAUGAUCAACAAGGCAAACAGAAAAUUGUGUGCGGCAGCGUGUUUGUUACUGAGUGCCAAAUUGAAUGACAUCAAAGGUGACGUCUUAAAGAGUCUUUUUGAGAAAGCGGAAAGUGUGUUCCGUAUCAAUCGUAAAGAACUCGUUUCGUCCGAAUUUGCUGUCUUAGUUGCACUCGAGUUCAGUUUGCAUGUUCCAACGCACGAGAUUUAUCCACAUUAUCAGCGACUUGUGUACGAGUCAUAGUGACUAGCGUCGCAGAAACGGGAAAAGGUUUGGCACGAACGACCAUUUAUCACAACGACUGUGUCAUUGACUUAUAUUGGAAAUUUUUAAAUGUUUUUUUUAUUAUUUUUUUUAUAAUCCUAAAGAAAAAGUUUUUUUUUACUAUUAUUACUAAAUACUAUUGAUAUUGUUAAGAUUGUACUUAUGUUUUAUUUUUAUUGAUUAUUACUAUUUUAUGAAUGUUAACAACUAAUGAUGCAAAAUUAGAAUAAAAUAUAUUAUUAUCAAGCAGGAAUUAUAAAAAAAAAUUACAACAACAACAAAAGUUCAUGGGUAAAAAUUUUAUAUACAUGUUGAUUUUGAUAAGAAGGGAAAAAUAAAUUAAUAAUUAGACGUUACGUUAAUAAACUAUAUAUAAUAUAAUAAAAUUAAGUGAUAAGAUGUCAAAACACAAUAUACUUAUGAAAAACAAAUUUACAAGAAAAUUAAGCAAGAAACGAAGUACUUUUAUUAUUAUUUUUUAUAUUUAAACGAAAUCCUUAAACCUUUUUCCUAGAACAAAAAAAAAACAAACAACAACAAAAUAAAACUCAUUCCAGGUCCUUUAAAAAAAAGUUCCUUAAUGAUGA
Messenger RNA from Culicoides brevitarsis, 2898 nucleotides. RefSeq names its product CDK5 and ABL1 enzyme substrate 2. The record is from RefSeq and is a predicted model, not a curated record. NCBI's taxonomy places the organism in Eukaryota, Metazoa, Arthropoda, Insecta, Diptera, Ceratopogonidae. Bases 572 to 2290 code for a protein of 572 amino acids. The transcript is spliced from 5 exons. Gene Ontology annotation, biological process: regulation of cell cycle.